GCUAGUUGAGUGAUAAAUUUAUGUGGCCAAACCAUUUCACAUAUCAAUUAUAUGUACCAAUGAAUACAUAAAUAAUGAUAGGAAAAAUGUUUGCAAUUAAGAGAAGCUUAAACGUAAUAUGUGGAGCUUUAAUGUUCAGUGCUUUAUUGACAAUAUGUAAGGCCAAGCCAGCGAUGGAGCCAGAAGUAAGGCAAAGUGAAAAUACUAUAGCGGAUGACAAUACCGAAUUCCUCAAAUCCUAUGCUGCAAAGAUGUCGAGCUAUAUGAACCUCACAGUGUCGCCAUGCGACGAUUUCUAUGAAUACGCAUGUGGCAACUGGAAGCUGGUUAAACCCGAAAGGCAAUCAAAACAUAAACGUAGUAAUCACCAUGAUAUAUUAUAUACGCUGAUCGAUAAAACAGAGGAGCUGCUCUUGUCCAAUUCCACCAUGGCAAGUGAUUUGGGCUACGCGAAUGAGCUGAGAAUUGCACAACAGUUCUACAACGCAUGCCUCAGUGCUGAUCUCUACCCGAUGCCAGCAGCUGACCCCGCUUAUCUCGCGCUCAUCAGAUCAAUUGGUGGAUUUCCCGCUGUGGACGGCGAUGCUUGGCAGGCUUCGAAUUUCAGUUGGUUUAACAUGAGCUCCCACUUGACUAACUACGGUGCACACGGACUAAUCAAUGAAGAUGUUAUGCAACAGUAUCCAUUUUUUCCAUACUUUAAGCUGCCAGAACUCGGCUUUGAUUAUAUUGUCCAUAGCGACAACAUUGCAACCGACGACACCAAAGGAUACAAAAUGAACGAGAAGCGGAUGCGAGAAUAUCUUAAGACAUAUGGACUCUCCGAUGAAAAGGUGGCUGAUGUGAUUGCCGGAGUAUUUGCCUUCUGGCGUGAAGUCCUCCAGAUCGGUGAUCGAUUUGAUGAGAAUUCAGAUAAAUGUGAUGCAUUGACGCAUUCGGAAAAGCUGGAGCCCUUCCCCCUAUGGAAAAACUACUAUGAUAUUGCGUGGGGCGAUCUCAAUUUUGGAGAACAAUCAUAUCGCUUCUGUGAUUUUUACUACCAUGAGCUGGAUAAGGUGUGUGGCAAACACAAGCCGGCAGUAGCCAAUUAUUUGGCCAUGAAGCUAAUUUAUCUCAUGGACUUCAAACUGAAGUCCACCAAGUUCCAGCGCGAUUUUUGUAUGCUCAGUAUACACAAAUCGAUGCCUUAUAUCUUGAGCAAGCUUUACGUAUUGAAACACUUUGCGGAUAAAACCAAAACGGAGAUUGAGAAUAUUAUCGUGGAGUUGCGUAAGAGUCUUGUAUUGCUCUUGGAAAAUGACAAUUGGCUAGACGAGGACACUCGUAAGGAGGCGCUACUCAAAGAAGCUUCGAUCAAGCCCAGGAUAGGUGCACUAAAAGAUGACAAUUUCACUGAUAUCCUAAUACGCGAGAUGAACAAUCUUACCCUCGUCCCAGGCAGCUACGCUACAAACAACAUCAACUUAAGGAAAUUCAGUACAUAUAUGUAUCGUUUCAACGGAUUUCAUCACAAGGAGCUUUCCAAUGAAACGAGCCCGCUUAGGUUGCUCUUGGGAAUACAGGUGAACGCGUUCUAUUAUGUGUUGGAUAACUCGAUAAAUGUCAUGGAGGGAAUAUUGCAUCCUCCAAUCUAUCAUGAUGCCUGGCCCAACUCGCUUAAGUUCGGCACCAUCGGCUUUAUCGUGGGUCAUGAGUUGACACACGGAUUUGAUAGUGUUGGUUCCAUGUUCGACGGCACCGGCGAUAUGCGCAAUUGGUGGUCCCUAAAAUCUGGCGAUGUGUUUAAAAACCGCGCUAAAUGCUAUGUCAAUCAUUUCAAUAACUAUCUAAUACCAGAAAUCAAUCGCAAGAUUGACGGAAGUCAGACCAAGAAUGAGAAUAUUGCUGAUAGUGGUGGAUUACGCGAGGCGAUGAAUGCAUAUCGAAGCCACAUGAAGCAACUGAUCCGCGAAAGUAAUUCCUCGUAUGAGCUGAAAAACGAACAGAUGCCCGGUCUGGAUUUAUCACCUGAGCAGUUGUUCUACGUGGGCUUCGCACAGCUCUUCUGUGCCGACUACAAGGAGGAACACUAUUGGGACGAAUGGACUGAUCAUCAUACCAUGGACAAGUACCGAGUCCUCGGCGCUAUUACCAACGAUGAGAAUUUUGCGCAGUCGUACAAUUGUCCGUCUGGCAGUCCAAUGAAUCCGAGCUCGAGCAAAUGCCGUAUUUGGUAGUGUAACGUAAAACGCUGUUAAUAAGCAUGAGCGGGUUCAUUAAAUAAUUAUUCUAGUGUAAUUCAUGUAAACUCGCAUAAAUAAAUAUGUGUGUAUUAACUGAGCACAAUAUAUUUUUAUAAGAGAAUGCCGGCUUAA
Messenger RNA from Drosophila innubila, 2354 nucleotides. Its product is annotated as membrane metallo-endopeptidase-like 1. The coding region runs from base 75 to 2216 and encodes 713 amino acids. The record is from RefSeq and is a predicted model, not a curated record. Gene Ontology annotation, biological process: protein processing. The transcript has 2 exons. Gene Ontology annotation, molecular function: metalloendopeptidase activity. Gene Ontology annotation, cellular component: plasma membrane. Lineage: Eukaryota; Metazoa; Arthropoda; Insecta; Diptera; Drosophilidae.